GCCUAGAAUUCCAUGCAUUAUUUGUAGCUGCUCUCUUUAUCAUACUGUAGGGUCAACUUUGUAGGAAAAUGUGCAUAUUUUCUUGGCCCUACACGUCCAAGUCCUCUUUCUCUCUCUCUCACACACACACAUAGAAUAUGUGUAUGAUUUAGUCUUUAGGUCUACGCUUGUUGGUUUAAUUGGUAUGAUUUGAUUUUUUUUGAUUAGAUGAUUGUGUUGGUGGAGUCGAGUUGUAGUCUUGAAGAUCGUGACUUAGGCCAUAUUGGGGAUAGGAGCGAAAACCACCCAAACUUUCUUGUACACAAGGAAUCAUUAUAUUAAAGAAGUAGAAUCGGUAUUGUAUUUUAUAUAUUAUUUUGUGUAUAUCCCAAGAAUAUAUAGGAUGAAGAAUUAAGUAUUUAUGUGGUGGAUGAGUAUGGAAGAUGCAGCAUCAAUUUAAAAUGUAAGAUAAGAUUGAGAUUUUAAAUGGUUCUUUGUGAUCUUUUUCCCAUUUUCCAACUAAAGUAGCAAUCAAAAUCAUGUUUGGCUUUUACAGAGUGGGCUAGUGUUUUUGGUUGCAGCAGCAGCCUCAGCACCCCCAACCCACAUCCACUUCCCAACUGUCCAAGAUUUCACCCCAUGCCUUUCUUUUAAUGUGGUCAUGGAAUAAGUCUUGCAAAGUCUUGGGUGGUUUUGCCAUUUUCUUUGAGACAAUAUAUCAUAAAGUUUGCAUGGGUUUUGCCAUAGGAGCAAAGCCUUGAUUCUUGAUUUCAUGGGAGCAGCUCAUAUGCUUCUUUAUAUUAUCUACAAAUCUGGCCAUGCCCAGUUGAGCUGUACCUUUAUGAACUCAAAAGGGUUGUAACUUUGACCUGAGAUUUGGGAGUGUAUUGUUAGCAAAUUGUUGAAGUGGAUAAUUUGUAGUAUCAUUUUGGGGGGGUGAAGAGUUGAGGUCAACGAUAAGCUCUUUUGUGGCUUAUUUUGGUUCUUUUUUCAUUUCAAGUAGAGCUGGUCAAAUCCAAAGUUGGGAUCCUUUUCUAUUUUGUGUGUAUUUUGUUGGUGGAGAGGGUCAGAGCUCAAGAAUGGAUACUGGAAAUCAAAGCCAAAAGGGAGUGCUGGAGAAUCUGAGGAAGCAGCUUGCUCUUGCUGUUAGAAGCAUCCAAUGGAGCUAUGCAAUUUUCUGGUCCAUUUCUGCAAAACAACCAGGGGCAUUGGAAUGGGGUUGUGGGUACUACAAUGGAGAUAUUAAAACGAGGAAAACGGUUCAGGCGGUAGAUGUGAAUGCUGAUCAGAUGGGAUUGCAGAGAAGUGAUCAACUGAGAGAACUUUAUGAGUCUCUGUCAUUAGGUGAAACCAGCCCACAACCUAAAAGGCCUACAGCUGCAUUAUCCCCUGAAGAUCUCACGGAUGCCGAGUGGUAUUUCUUGGUUUGCAUGUCUUUCGUAUUCAAUAUCGGCCAAGGGUUGCCUGGACAGACGUUAACAAGAAAUGAGACAGUCUGGCUACGAAACGCUCAUCGUGCAGACACCAAAGUUUUCUCUCGUUCUUUGCUUGCUAAGAGUGCAUCUAUCCAGACAGUAGUGUGCUUUCCACAUUUGGGAGGCGUAAUUGAGCUGGGGACAACUGAACUAGUUUCAGAGGAUCUGAAUCUGAUUCAGCACAUAAAAACAUCAUUCCUGGGGAGCCCUUCGGCUGUUGUUCCCAAGAUUCCCGAUGAUGGUUCUAACGGUACUUCAGAUAACAAUGACAUCUGUGAAGUGCUCGAUCACGCUAAUGUGCCCGAAGACAAUCUCGAUCAGCUUUUGGAUUGUCAAGAAAUGGAUGUUUGUUCUCCUGAUAACAGUUCAGAUGAUUUUCCAGAGAAUCUACUAAGGGAUGAAUCGCACUUGGUGGACGGCGUUGAUGGGGAGGCUCCUCCAAUGCAGAACCGGCAAUUCAAGAAUGACUCAAUGAGCAACAAUUCCAUGAAUUCCAGUGACUGUGUAUCUCAAACUUACGGAAAUCCCGAGACCAGCAUCCGACCCUCAGAUGGAAAGGCGGCUGAUAGUCAUACCCAUGGUUUGCAAAAAUUCAAUCAGCAGAAAAACGACUCCUCUGGCUUCCAAGGCAAUGAUAUUCAUUAUCAGGUUGUACUUUCCAGCCUUUUGAAGAGUUCUCACCAGUUGGUUCUGGGGCCUUACUGCAGAAACCGAAAUAGAGAAUCGAGCUUUCUUAAUUGGAAGGACAGGCUGGUGAGUUCUCGGGUUCCCCAAACUGCAACCCCACAAAGAUUACUAAAGAAAGUACUGUUUGAAGUAGCUAGAAUGCAUGAAAAUUGCCGUCUUGAAUCUGGCAAACAGAACAGCAAAAAAGAUGAUGUUUCUAGACCUGAUGCUGACGAAAUUGACAGAAAUCAUGUAUUGUCUGAGAGGAAGCGCAGAGAGAAACUAAAUGAGAGAUUUAUGAUUCUUGGAUCACUAGUCCCUUCUGGUGGCAAGGUUGACAAAGUAUCAAUACUUGAUCACACAAUAGAAUACUUGAAAGAGCUUGAGAGAAAGGUUGAAGAGCUGGAGUCGACGAGACAAAGCAAACCUCACGAUGCCGUUGAGAGGACCUCUGAUAAUUACGGCCCUAACAAAAACAAGAGAAAAGCUUGUGAAACGGAUAAAAUGGCAGCUGAAAGUAAAAGGGCUCGACUGAGAGAUUCUUCAACAGACAGCAUUACUGUCAGCAUCGCAGACAAGGAUGUGCUGAUUGAGAUGAGGUGUUCUUGGAGGGAAUGUGUACUGCUAGAAGUUAUGGAAGCCGUAACCAAACUACAUUUGGAUUCACAAACUGUUCAAUCUUCCAACAUCGAUGGCAUUCUAUCGGUCUCUAUAAAGGCCAAGUGUAAGGGACUGAAAGGUGCAUCGGCAGGUCUUAUCAGACAAGCUCUUCAGAAAGUCAUCAGAAAGUGAUGCACACAAUUUUUGGAUCAUGUGUUGAUUUUGUGUAAAAAUUGUAUUUUUCAGUAAAUUCAACUUGUGAUUUGCAGGUAAAUCUUCCAAGUAGUGCAGUCCAACAGAGGAAUUGUUCUUGGGAUCAAUCAUUUUGUUGAUUCAACAUGGUUUUCUUUCUUAUU
Sesamum indicum (sesame) is the source of this 3076-nucleotide messenger RNA. RefSeq names its product basic helix-loop-helix (bHLH) DNA-binding superfamily protein (gene EGL3). Lineage: Eukaryota; Viridiplantae; Streptophyta; Magnoliopsida; Lamiales; Pedaliaceae. The record is from RefSeq and is a predicted model, not a curated record. Gene Ontology annotation, molecular function: protein dimerization activity.